Molecule: messenger RNA, 1041 nt
Organism: Penicillium angulare
Lineage: Eukaryota; Fungi; Ascomycota; Eurotiomycetes; Eurotiales; Aspergillaceae
Exons: 6
Coding region: 1-1041 (346 amino acids)
Source: RefSeq, a predicted model, not a curated record
AUGCACCAAAUAAUUGCUCGUCAAUUAGAGGACAUCAAGGAGCAUCUACCAAUCUCACCAACUGAAGCUGCGUGGAUAAUGACUUCGGGGCGUUUUCAGAGACUCAAGUGCGCCUUCGGUACUGAAGUGGUUCAGACGCCAUGGUUAACACUUGACAUCCCCCAACUUGAAUCUGAUGCAGGUUUUCCCGACGCCCAAAUAUUCAACGGCCAAAUGCGCAUUCCAUGGGAGGAACUGCAGAAUUGCUUCGACACAAAGAUUGAUGAGAUAUCCGCUCUUUUGGAUGGUCAUAUCCGGAAUAUGUACGCCAAGUUUCCUGACGAUCAGAUUACCUACACGAUUCUUUCAGGUGGAUUUGGCAGUUCACCAUACGUAAGGCAGCGCCUACUGGAUAAGUAUAAUCGCACUGGCACAACUAGUCCAAUUCACCCAAAUGCCGACGGCAUGCAGAUUCUGGUCGCCGAUGAGCUACAACUUGUUGUGGUCCAUGGCUUAGUUUUAGAUCGGAUACAGCAAAUCAAGAAAGGGGUUGUUACCUUCGGAUCUCGAUGCUCCCCCGUGAGUUAUGGCAUUGUCUGCGACAAGAUUUACGACCCAGAUAAACAUAUUGGAGAAUCUGUCCGACUUGAUCCACGCGAUAAGAAGACCUAUGCCCGCGAUCAAAUUGACUGGCUUAUGAUUCAGGGAAGCCCUAUUCCGUAUGCAGGCCUAACCAAGCCGUUCCAACUUAAAAUGGAUCCCGGACGAGAGGAAGAGCCUUGGAAUGUUCAAAUCGUCAUGUCACACUAUCCACUCGAGAGUUUGCCUCGAAGCGUCCAAAGAGUCUGUAAUCUCAACAUUUCCACGGAAAACGUGGAUAAGAAGUUGAAGAAUCGCCACUGGUAUAACAUGAAGCCCACAUUUUGGCGAACAACAUUCGACGUGAAGGUGGUAGUCGGGCCUGCCGAUCUAUCGUUCCAAUUGUGGUCCAAAGACAAGAGAAUCCGAAACACCAAACAUGAGCCUAUCGGGGUGAAAUGGAUGCCGGCGGACAAGGAUUAA